AAAGAGUCAGCGCUUACUGUUGAUAAACUAAAAGUUAAUUAAAAGUUAGUCUUUCCAGUUCAAGGAUCCAACUUAAGCGAGCAAACUGUUAAAGUUUUCUACAGUUCAACGCAAUCUGAAAGUCUCUGAUGCAAUUACUCAACAAGUCAUAUGUAAAACGGGUGGCAAGUUCAGUGAGCGGAGAGUAAAUUGAGCCCGGCUGUGAAGAUAUAAUUGCUGCUGCUGACUUGCAGGAUAGAUGCUGACCUACAGAGGCUUGCUGCCAAACUCCGCCCGUUAACGCAACCGGACAUCUCUCAUAGAGUUAUACUGGUACCCGGGCUAGUAUAUCUCCCUGGCAUCUCCGGGAUCUGACCUGCUCGCGUGGAGACUGCAGGAUGUCUAAUGGGACAGACGUUGACAAAAAAAGUAAAAGGAAAAGGAAGGGAAGUGUCACUCAUUUUCCCCUGGAUGGACACAUCUUGAGUAACACUCACAGUGUGGAUAUAGAGUCUUCAUUUGGCAGUAAUGGUGUGAGGAUGGAGCCGUUCCCAGAGAGUAAUGAGACUGGAAUCCUUUAUCUGAACCCUCAAACACCAAACUGCUCUCUUGUGGAGAGGUUUGCAGGGCUCUCACCAGGAGAAGAAACACCAAUCCAGGAUGAGCAAGAACACAAAGGGGCAUCGCUACGAUGCACUACAUAUACUAAGACCAAUGAAAUAUGUAAACCAAAUGAUGUGCUCCUGGAUGCUGUGACACAGAAUGAAAGGAUGUUCUUGGAACAAUCCAAGAGCCAAAGUGAUGUCUCAGACCAACAGAGGACAUCUAAGCUAGAGUUAAGUGGCGAGGAAUCUUCUCCAAGCGAAGGUGAGAAUAAGACCAUACAUCUGAAUGUAAAUAGUCCUUCAGUUAUGAAAUUGCUUAAAAAGUGUAAAGACGACAAAAUCCCUCGACUUUUGGUAGCAAUGAAAAAACGCAAUGGAGUCGACACUGACUCAGAGGAACGUCCAUUCAAAUGCACGCACUGCCAAUGGGCUUUUAAGAAGCUGUGUAACCUGCAGAGUCACUUACAAACACACACAGGCCUCAAGCCGCAUGUAUGUGAUAUAUGUGGCAAGGCUUACUCUCAUCAAGGCACGCUGCAGCAACACAAGCGUCUGCACACGGGUGAAAGACCAUAUCACUGCCCCUUCUGUGUCAAAACCUAUAUCUGGUCCUCAGAUUACCGUAAGCAUAUCCGUACACACACUGGUGAAAAGCCGUACAUCUGUGACACCUGCGGCAAGGAUUUCAUCCGCUCUUCAGACCUGCGGAAGCAUGAGCGGAACAUGCACACCAAUGACAAGCCCUUCCCAUGCACGCACUGCGGCAAGACCUUCAAUAAACCCCUUGCUCUGAAGCGCCACGAGCGUAAGCACCUGGGAGAAAGACCCUUCUCCUGCCCCGACUGUGGGAAGAGGUUUGCCCUGGCCAGCCGCAUGGCAGAGCACCAGAAAAUCCACAGAGGGGUGCGUCCUUUUGUCUGCUCUGUGUGCUCCAAGUGUUUCACAAAGUCCUCCAACCUGACCGAGCAUGAAGCCAUUCACAGCGGAGUGCGGCCCCAUAAGUGCACAGAAUGUGGCGUGGCAUUUGCCAUGGCUUCCCGUCUUGUUCGUCACCAGUUCAUACAUAGUAAAGAGAAACCCCACAACUGCGUGGGCUGCAGCAAGAAUUUUAGCCACCCAGCAAAACUGAAGCUUCAUCAGGAGCAAAACUGUGCUGGGAGGAUUUUUGUCUGCACAGAAUGUGACAAAUCUUUCCAGUGUUCCACAAAACUUGCUCAGCAUUUGCAGAAACAUGGGGACAAAAGUGUCGCAGCCUGUUAAAGACAAGAACUGUACAUAUCCAUUACUGUGCUACAGCUGUUUCAUUUCAGUUAUUAAGGUCAAGAAACAUUGGACAAAAGGUUAUAGGGCACCACUUUACAUAUGCUAAUGUGCAAUAUUUAUUUAGAGUGCCAUGAGCUGUAAAAUGUUCACUCUGUUUCCCCAGGGUGCUGGGUUCCCACGAGAAUGUCUUGGGAUAAAAAUUACCGCCAGCACAGCACUGAAACUGGAGCUGACAGUUUAAUGGUGUGAUAUGAAACUCAUUAAAAGAGCACUGAACCCUUUUUUAAAACUGUGAAUACACUGUAAAUGUAAUUAAUGUUACCCACAAUAUAGCAGUUUUGCAUUUAGGAGAGUCAGGCAUUUUAUCAUACGACUUCUUCAAUCAUGCACUACAGCCCUGAACUUUACAACACAUUUCCCAAAGGAAGUGCCUGUGGAAAUGCAGAUGACCAGUCAGACUGGACAUUAAAUGUCUUUAGCCUGCCUCAUACAAAGUCAGCGUAGUGUUCACCUGUGCUCACUUGACAGUAGUUUAGGUAAUAGUUGACAAGUUUCUGUCUUUCCUUUUUGUUCUUUAUAUGGAAAAAAGGCACAUCCGUUCCUCCUCCUUUCUUGUCCUGAAUUUACAGACACACAUAAAUGCACCACCACUCUGUAGCAACAGUGGCAGAAGCCAAACAAAGGAUACGGCUCUUGAGUAGAUAAGAUUUUGCAUCACUGAUACUAAAAACAUUACCGUGACAACAUUAAUAGACCAGUGCAUUUUUAAUCAUUCAGGGAAGCUGGAUUGCCAGUCAGUUACUGCUUACUCUUUUUACUGAUUUGGACUUUUUGGAUGUGAAUUUCAUGUACUAGUACUUUGUAUUCAUAGUGCGCUUUAUUUAUUCAACUACAGCAUUUGUCAUGCUUACUUUUGUAGUUUAAUUUCUAUUUUACCAAUAGAAAUACAUAUAGUGAGAAAAAUUGAGUUUGCUCGGAUACAAAGUGUGAUAUUUUCUAAACACAGUAACAGCAUUUGUGAUAUUGUACUAGAUGUUAGAUUCCUAUAUGUUAGGUUUAAAUGUAUUUUAAUCAUGCAUGCUGCCGUUUUCUGAGUUUUAGUUCUUUCUAAUCAUAUUGCUACAUGUACUAGAAGCGUAGCAUGUUUGGAGUUUAUCAGUGAAUAAAAGUGAACUAGCAUUUUACUGUGAAUCCGAGUUUCAAUAAAGAUUUUGUAUAAGGUGUCUGCCUGUUGAGGAGUUUUUUUAUUUGUUUAUUUUCCAACUAUCAAAAUAUGUAACUUUGUUCAAAAUAUACUAGGUUCUAGUAUAGUCUCAUCUGGAUGCCGUUUUAAGCAGUCUUUCAUAAAUCCACUCAGAUAAUUUGUAUAGUGACACUUUAUUGGCAGGAGGUAUGCCGUAGUUCACAUGCUGCUUAUCUGCAUGUGUGUGUUUGUUUGUGCGUGUGUUGAAUUCAAGGCCAGCGUGUGCCACUCAUUCUUGGCUACUGCAGACUAAUCGUAAAAGGAGACGGCACCUGCCGUGUUGUCACUUGCUCUACAUUAAUUGAGAGGCUCUGUCAGGAAUUACAGCUAUUUCUUGGCAAGAUGUAAUUAUUCAAUAUGUCACUAUUAACAUGACUGCAGAUACAGCUUUUAAUACUUUUCUCUGUGGCAAGAAUCUGCUGAAAAGCUAGAGAGUAAACACAUUUCAUGUGGUCGUAUAGAGGUACAAAAAAACUGACAUAUACAUUGAAACUUAAAGUCAAAUGACUUAACAUCUCAGUUACAUCCAAACAUGUUUACAAGGUGACACAGAAAUAAAAACGGUCAAUCUAAAAUCAAUUACAAGAGUAUAUAUUACUGUUUUUUUAUAUACAUUUUAAAGAGCAGUGUGUAAACCUUCAACCUUUUAUAUGCUAAGCUCCAUUUCAUUACAAAUAAGCCAUCAGCACAUAAACAGUUUGGUCCUGGAAGCGUCUGCUCUCUGGUGGGUGUAGAGGCUGUAAGAGGGUACUGGGUAUGAUGCCCAGUGUGGUGCCCAUAAUGUGAUAUAAUAGCUAGCUCUGCAAAGCUGGGCUACAAAAUAUGCUUAAAAACCUUCUGUGACCA
Oreochromis niloticus (Nile tilapia) is the source of this 3936-nucleotide messenger RNA. RefSeq names its product zinc finger protein 648 (gene znf648). Gene Ontology annotation, biological process: regulation of transcription by RNA polymerase II. Gene Ontology annotation, cellular component: nucleus. Lineage: Eukaryota; Metazoa; Chordata; Actinopteri; Cichliformes; Cichlidae. Bases 378 to 1844 code for a protein of 488 amino acids. The transcript is spliced from 2 exons. Gene Ontology annotation, molecular function: RNA polymerase II cis-regulatory region sequence-specific DNA binding; DNA-binding transcription activator activity, RNA polymerase II-specific. The record is from RefSeq and is a predicted model, not a curated record.